Molecule: messenger RNA, 469 nt
Organism: Anopheles merus
Lineage: Eukaryota; Metazoa; Arthropoda; Insecta; Diptera; Culicidae
Product: zinc finger protein 169-like
Exons: 2
Coding region: 16-417 (133 amino acids)
Source: RefSeq, a predicted model, not a curated record
UACCGAAACAAUUAGAUGAUAACAAUUCGUCCUCCGAUAAAGCAAAAAGAACACCGUGGAUGGUGCAGUACGGUGAGUUUACAAAAAAUUGAAAUCGUCUCCGAUGAAAAGCUGCAUAAGUGCCCGGAAUGUCGACGUACAUUCUGCUCCAUGAAUGCUAUGAAGCGACACCGGCAGGCCAAACAUUUCGCAUUGCAGGAUUCCUACGUAUGUGCCAUGUGUGAGGCUCGGUUCAAAACGAAAUGGUCACUAUCGACACACAAGUCAAAAUAUCAUCGUGGUCAAACUACUACAGGGAUAAUCGAAGCAGAGAGGCAUGUUGCGAUCAAAACUACACCAAACCCGCUAAAAAAAAAUGCUAGUGGGACAAUAGUCACCCGUAUUAAGACCCGUCGUUUCUCAUCGGAAGACUCGUAGAUACAUUAUCAACAGGUUAUUUCUUGGUAUUUUACUUCUACACGAAAAGUAA